Messenger RNA from Staurois parvus, 379 nucleotides. The record is from the annotation of a GenBank genome assembly. NCBI's taxonomy places the organism in Eukaryota, Metazoa, Chordata, Amphibia, Anura, Ranidae.
AAGACUGAAGGGGAGGAGCCGGUACACCUGUGCAAGACUGAAGGGGAGGAGCCGGUACACCUGUGCAAGACUGGAGGGGAGGAGCCGGUACACCUGUGCAAGACUGAAGGGGAGGAGCAGGUACACCUGUGCAAGACUGAAGGGGAGGAGCCGGUACACCUGUGCAAGACUGAAGGGGAGGAGCCGGUACACCUGUGCAAGACUGAAGGGGAGGAGCCGGUACACCUGUGCAAGACUGAAGGGGAGGAGCCGGUACACCUGUACAAGACUGAAGGGGAGGAGCCGGUACACCUGUACAAGACUGAAGGGGAGGAGCCGGUACACCUGUACAUGACUGAAGGGGAGGAGCCGGUACACCUGUACAUGACUUAAGGGGAGG